AGAGAGAGAGAGAGAGAGGGAGAGAGAGAGAGGGGGAGGAAGACCAAAAUCCACCAAGCCUCCCUGGUGUGAGGUUUCUUGGCUACUGACGUGUGCGCACGACUCUCGUGGCAGGAUGAGUUCGUGCAGCAGCCGUGCGUUGACCAUCCUGUCCACAGUGUUUGGAGCCUGUGGGCUGCUGCUGGUGGGGGUGGCCGUGUCCACAGACUACUGGCUGAUUGUAGUGGAGGGCAUCAUCCUCCAGCAGAACCAGAGCAUGGAGGUGAAGAUGGCCCUGCAUUCAGGCCUCUGGAGAGUUUGCUUCGUGGCUGGAUCAGAAAACGGGAGAUGUGUUGCGUCGGAGUACUUCACCGAACCGGAUAUAGAGAUAACCACUGAAAACACUGCAAACAUCCUCAAGAUGGUGCGUACAGCCACGCCCUUCCCGAUGGUGUCACUGCUCUUUGUCUUCACGGCCUUCGUCAUCAGUAACAUCGGACACAUCCGGCCUCAGCGCACCAUCCUGGCCUUUGUCUCUGGGAUCUUCUUCAUCCUCUCAGGCCUCAGUCUGGUGGUGGGCCUGGUGCUCUACAUCUCCAGUAUUAAUGAUGAGGUGAUGAACCGGCCCAGGGAGCCCGAGCAGUUCUUCAACUACCAUUACGGCUGGUCUUUCGCCUUCGCUGCCUCUUCCUUCUUGCUCAAAGAGGGGGCCGGGGUGAUGUCAGUCUAUCUUUUUAUGAAGCGCUACGCCGAGGAAGAGAUGUACCGCCCCCACCCUGCACUCUACCGCCCCCGCCUGUCGGAGAGCAGCGACUACAGCGGCCAGUACCUCCACCCAGAGUCCUCCUGGCCCCCACCAAAACGAGGCCGCAGCACCUCUGAGGCCUCCAGCGACAUCUCCAUCCAGCUCAAUCAGACGCCCCCGGCGCCGCCCAAAGGCAACCUUCAGACAGGCAUCCAGGGCAGCCCGCCCUCAGGGUCUUCUUCUGCAGGGAGCUACCAAAUGCCCCCACAGUCUGCUGGAUACCCCUCCACACACACCCUGCCCAGGUCGCACUCCUCACAUCCCCAAGGCCAGGCCCUUCCCAUGGCCAUGCCUCCAUCGCCUGUGCACCCCCCUCACUAUCAUACACACAUGCACAUGAGUGCCUCCCCCUGUUAGAAAGAGGGAGCACUGGGGAGGGAAGGAGAGACAGUGACUCCUCAUCAUCAUGUAUGCUGAACAUUUAGAUGUGGAUGAGAUCAAAUGCUGAGCUUGGAUCAAAGGCUGAUGUGGAGCACAGAUCAUAUGACAUGUAGUGGGGGGGCGGGGUGACCAAAUAUAAGAAAUGUAGCUUUGGAACAAUAUGAACAAAGGACAAAGGAGCCUGAAAGAAACAUUUUACAGGAACUGCGAUGACAGCAAGGAAUAGAAACAGGAGAAAAGGGAAAAAAAAAUAGAAAUUCAGGUUUUUUCAUGCUGGAAAGAGGGGAAAAGAGUGUUUCCUAGAAAGACUUUAGAUGUUAGGUGAGUGACAGGGGAGAUGCAGGAGAGGGAGAGUGAGGAAGGGAGAGAGCGAGGGGCUGCAGUAUAAUACGAAGAUACUGCAGUGCUGCGGGAAAUUUGUAUGCACUUGGAAAUGUACAAUGCAAAACACAGAUAACAAAGACUGAGGAUGCACAUAGUUUUAUAGAUAAAUGAUUCAUGCCAAUACAU
Messenger RNA from Thunnus maccoyii (southern bluefin tuna), 1675 nucleotides. RefSeq names its product calcium channel, voltage-dependent, gamma subunit 7b (gene cacng7b). The transcript has 6 exons. Gene Ontology annotation, molecular function: channel regulator activity; voltage-gated calcium channel activity. Gene Ontology annotation, biological process: positive regulation of synaptic transmission, glutamatergic; calcium ion transport; transmission of nerve impulse. Gene Ontology annotation, cellular component: postsynaptic density membrane; AMPA glutamate receptor complex. The record is from RefSeq and is a predicted model, not a curated record. Lineage: Eukaryota; Metazoa; Chordata; Actinopteri; Scombriformes; Scombridae. Bases 116 to 1141 code for a protein of 341 amino acids.